AUGACGCGGGAGGUGAACGGCGGUGAUGCGGGUGGUGUUCAAACUCCAAAGGAUAUUUUUAAAACCGCCGCGGUAUUCGUUUUAAGGAGAGAAAAGCGUUUGAUGUCACCGAGAGAAAUCACCCAAUUUGCACUCGUCAACGAGUUGUUGUUGUUCCCGGGAGAGACUAAAAACAAAACACCGAUACAGAGCAUGGAGAACGCUCUGAACGCGGACGCAAACCAGACAAACGAAAACGAGAGAGUGUUCGUGCGCGUGAUCGUGGACUACGAUCAGUCGUUUUUCGGUUUAAGAGAGUGGCACAACGAUCCGACGUUGAAAUAUUUGUUGUUGCAAAAGGAAGAGAAGAAGAAAAGAAAAGCGGACGACAAAUACGUUCCUCCUGUGAAGAAGGUUCCGGUAAAGAAGAACCCCGCGGUGAUAGCGGCGCCUUUAAAGACGGAGGAGGAUGAGGAGGAAGAAGAAGUGGACAGGGAAAGCAUCCCAAAGCAUCCCAUCGUCCUUCCGAUUUGGCCCACCGAUCCAAUCUUGACGAAAGAGAGAUCCGAAGUAGGAAAAUUUAGAGUAGGAGGGUGGGGGAAAAGAAGAGGAAGAGGGAAACAGAAGCAACCGACCAAAGAGGAUUACAAAACGAGCGCGGAAGAAUUAUCGGAGGUGAUAAAGAGAGUUAAAGAACGCUUGGAGAAUAUUGACAGUCGAUUACACCGGUUGGAAACGCUCGUGUCUACAAACAUGGCGUCUUUUGGUCAAUCGCUCGAGAGAAUCGGUGAACUCGUCGAGCCAUUUUUGGGAGCGGGAGAGAGAGAGCGAAAGAGAGCCGGAGAAGAGGAAAAGGAAGAGGAAGAAGAAGAAGAAGAAGAAGAAGAAGAAGAAGAAGAAGACGCGGACGUGAACGACUUGCGCAACUCGCCUCGUUUUCGACCGAUGGUGAGAAAGAGUGAAGAGUAA
Molecule: messenger RNA, 948 nt
Organism: Bathycoccus prasinos
Lineage: Eukaryota; Viridiplantae; Chlorophyta; Mamiellophyceae; Mamiellales; Bathycoccaceae
Exons: 1
Coding region: 1-948 (315 amino acids)
Source: RefSeq, a predicted model, not a curated record